Messenger RNA from Lottia gigantea (owl limpet), 393 nucleotides. RefSeq lists its product as hypothetical. NCBI's taxonomy places the organism in Eukaryota, Metazoa, Mollusca, Gastropoda, Lottiidae. The record is from RefSeq and is a predicted model, not a curated record. The transcript has a single exon. The annotation marks the transcript as partial.
CCACCAAGACCAAGUUGGCCCUAUGAAAGUCCAGCGAUAUCAAGUUGGCAGUAUCAAGGACCACGUGGACCAAGUUGGCUGUACCAAGAUCAAAAACCAAGUUGGCAGCAACAAGGACCACCCAUACCAAGAUGGCAGUACCAAGGUCCACGUGGACUAUGUUGGCAGUACAAAGGUCCACCAAUACCAAGUUGGCAGUACCAAGGGCCUCGUGGACAAAGUUGGCAGUACAAAGGUCCAACGAUAAAAAAUUGGCAGUACCAAGGACCUCGUGGACCAAGUUGGCAGUACAAAGGUCCACCAAUACCAGGUUGGCUGUACCAAGGACCACGUGGACCAAGUUGGCAGUAUCAAAGUCCAUCACUUCCAGAAGAAGUUUGGAAUCAUAUGUCA